AAUGUGACAGACAACAGACAGACGAGUUUAUGUUGGGGUUUGUUGUAAUCCAUACCGGCUAGGGAAUUUCUAUUGUUUUAUUUACCAAAAGGUCCUUUUUAGCAGUAUCUAAUUCGUAUCUGCUUAGUAUCAUGGCAUCCGGCGAGAGUCUAACAUCUGAUAAUCAGCAAAGAAGAUGGCAUCAUAUAAGAAAACUUUUGGAACGAUCUGGACCAUUCUGCCAUCCAGAUUUUGAGCCUUCUCCAGAAAUACUGGACUUCAUUAUGGAUUCCUGUAAAGUGCUCAUCGUGGGUGCGGGAGGCCUCGGCUGUGAAUUACUCAAAGACUUGGCUUUGAUGGGAUUCAAAAAGCUUCAUAUUGUGGACAUGGAUACGAUAGAACUGUCUAAUUUAAAUAGACAGUUCCUCUUUAGACGAAACGAUAUUGGAUUAUCAAAAGCUAAAUGUGCCGUCGAAUUUGUGAACAAAAGGGUACCAGGCUGUGAAGCGGUCGCCCAUCAUUGUCCAAUUCAAGAUCUAGAUGAGGGAUUUUACAGGCAGUUCCACAUAGUUGUCUGUGGUCUUGAUUCCAUUGUUGCUAGACGCUGGUUGAAUGGCAUGCUGAUGUCACUUUUGCAGUAUAAUGAUGACAGAAGUUUAGACCAAAGCAGUGUUAUUCCCCUGGUUGAUGGAGGGACUGAGGGUUUCAAAGGCAAUGCUAGAGUAAUACUGCCUGGUAUGAGUGCUUGUAUCGAGUGCACUCUAGAUCUGUAUCCACCACAGAAAACUUUCCCACUUUGCACCAUUGCUAAUACGCCAAGGUUGCCAGAACAUUGCAUUGAGUAUGUGAAAGUCAUUCAAUGGGCUAAAGAGAACCCAUGGGGUGCCAAUACAGCUUUGGAUGGUGAUGAUCCACAGCAUGUAGCCUGGGUGUUUGAGAAGGCACAGGACAGGGCAUUGAAGCAUGGCAUAUCCAAUGUCACCUAUAGACUCACUCAGGGUGUCUUGAAAAAUAUUAUACCUGCGGUUGCAAGUACCAAUGCUGCAAUUGCUGCUUGUUGUGCUACUGAGGUUUUCAAAUUGGCCUCAUCAUGCUGCACAAACAUGAACAACUAUAUGGUGAUGAACAUGGCUGAUGGUGUGUACACAUACACAUUCAAUGCUGAGAGAAGACCUGACUGUGUUGCUUGCAGUAACACCACUAGAAUUGUCGAAAUUGACCCAGAUGCGACUCUGCAAACAAUCUAUGACAAGCUCUGUGAAGAUCCCGCAUUUCUAAUGAAGAGCCCAGGUAUAACUACAGUUAUCAAUGGCCGCAACAAGACUUUGUACAUGUCGUCCAUUAAAAGCAUUGAAGAAAGAACCAGAGAUAAUUUGAAAAAGAAAAUAACAGCGUUAGGACUGUACAAUGGUGCUGAUAUUCUUGUUGCUGAUAUUACAACUCCCAACACUAUUACAAUAAAACUGAAGUUUCUGGAGAAUCAAGAUGUUGAAAUGGGGCGAUAAGAAUAUACUCCUUCAGCUGAUGAAGAAUUGAAAUACUUAAAUUAUUUUAUGCCUUGUAUUCAUGAAUAAAGCUUUUCAGACUUC
Messenger RNA from Helicoverpa armigera (cotton bollworm), 1568 nucleotides. It is a transcript of the gene Uba3, whose product is annotated as Ubiquitin-like activating enzyme 3. Gene Ontology annotation, biological process: protein neddylation. The transcript has 6 exons. The coding region runs from base 132 to 1484 and encodes 450 amino acids. The record is from RefSeq and is a predicted model, not a curated record. NCBI's taxonomy places the organism in Eukaryota, Metazoa, Arthropoda, Insecta, Lepidoptera, Noctuidae. Gene Ontology annotation, molecular function: NEDD8 activating enzyme activity. Gene Ontology annotation, cellular component: nucleus; cytoplasm.